Panicum hallii is the source of this 1492-nucleotide messenger RNA. Its product is annotated as peroxidase 1-like. The transcript is spliced from 2 exons. The record is from RefSeq and is a predicted model, not a curated record. Lineage: Eukaryota; Viridiplantae; Streptophyta; Magnoliopsida; Poales; Poaceae. Gene Ontology annotation, molecular function: peroxidase activity; heme binding. Bases 174 to 1232 code for a protein of 352 amino acids. Gene Ontology annotation, cellular component: plant-type cell wall; plasmodesma. Gene Ontology annotation, biological process: response to oxidative stress; hydrogen peroxide catabolic process.
GAGCAAGCUACGCUCUUGCUAAACAAACCAGGCCCCGGCCGGGUGCUUCUCUAUAAAUGCUAUCACAACCAUCGAGUGAAACAGGUGCCUGCUCAUAAUCAGUCGAGUGGUUGAGGAAUCAGGAUAGGCUCUGACGUACAGUGCCGUUCUGGCAAGGCCAGAUCGAGCUCAGGAUGAGGAUGAGGAGCUGCCUGGCCGCCCCAGUGGCGCUCGUCGCCGCCGUGUGCCUGCUGCUGCCGGCGGCGUGCCUGGCGCAGCUGCAGGUGGGGUUCUACAACACCUCCUGCCCCAACGCCGAGGCGCUCGUGAGGCAGGCCGUCACGGCGGCCUUCGCCAACAACUCCGGCGUCGCGCCCGGGCUCAUCCGGCUCCAUUUCCAUGACUGCUUUGUCAGGGGCUGCGACGCCUCCGUUCUCCUGACCGUGAACCCCGCCGGCGGCCCCACGGAGCGCGAGGCGCCGCCCAACUUUCCCAGCCUCCGCGGCUUCGAGGUGAUCGACGCCGCGAAGGCCGCCGUGGAGCGCAGCUGCCCGCGCACUGUUUCCUGCGCCGACAUCCUCGCGUUCGCGGCCCGCGACAGCGUCAACCUCACCGGCAACACCUUCUACCAGGUCCCGGCGGGCCGCCGCGACGGGCGCGUGUCCAACGCGUCGGACGCCAUCCAGUUCCUCCCGGGGCCGAACAGCACGGCGCAGAACCUCACCGACGGCUUCGGCCUCAAGGGCCUCAGCACCGAGGAUAUGGUGGUGCUGUCCGGCUCCCACACCAUCGGCCGCUCCCACUGCGACUCCUUCCUGUUCCGGAACAGGGAGCGGCUGGCGAACGGGACCAUCAGCCCGGCGUACCAGGCGCUGCUGGAGGCGCUGUGCCCGCCCAACACAAGCCCUCUCACGCUCAUCACGACGGAGAUCGACCUGAGCACGCCGACGGUGCUCGACAACAACUACUACAAGCUGCUGCCGCUCAACCUGGGCCUGCACUUCUCCGACGACCAGCUCAUCCGCAACGCCACGCUCGCGCCCUUCGCCAACGCCUUCGCCGCCAACGAGACGCUCUGGAAGGAGAAGUUCGCCGCCGCCAUGAUCAAGAUGGGCAACAUCGAGGUCAACACCGGCACGCAGGGGGAGAUCCGCCUCAACUGCAGCGUCGUCAACCCGGGGUCGUCGGCCGCCGGGAUCGAGAUGCUGUUCCCGGCCGGAGAUGCUACAGCCGACGAGGUAGCCACCAGCUGAUCGAUCGGUUGAGAUGUUAUAUACACGUGCGUGCGUGUAUAAGUGUAGUGUGAUCGAUCGGUGUACAACAACUUGUUUGUUGCGCGCAGUCGUCAGUACACACUGGCCUGGUACGAUGCUAGAGUCGUUGAUGCCUGUGGGUGUACGUGGUAAUGGAACCCUGAAUAAAAUUUGGUUGCAUGGUAAUAUUUAGGGGACUAUAAAAGUGCGUCCAUAGCUCAUCUUUUAUUUCAUCCUUAUCUAGAAGUUGUAUUAGAGCA